This is a messenger RNA of Malania oleifera, 2153 nucleotides long. RefSeq names its product aspartic proteinase-like. The transcript has 14 exons. Gene Ontology annotation, biological process: proteolysis; lipid metabolic process. Lineage: Eukaryota; Viridiplantae; Streptophyta; Magnoliopsida; Santalales; Ximeniaceae. The record is from RefSeq and is a predicted model, not a curated record. The coding region runs from base 287 to 1831 and encodes 514 amino acids. Gene Ontology annotation, molecular function: aspartic-type endopeptidase activity.
GACGGCUGCCAUGGCUACGAUUCAUUCUAAUACGGUGCUCCGUGACGCGUUGAAUUCCCUACCCAAUAUGCUUUGCUUCCUCCGCCGCGAGACCGCUAAACGAGACGACUGUGAAGGGAGGGAACUUGGAAUCGUGUGAGGGGAAGCUACAAUCCUGUGUUAGCCGUUAAAGUCUAAGACGUUUGAGGUCAUCAGAUCCGACGGUUUCUGUUGGUCUAUAAAACCCAUUUCAAGACUUGCUUAAGACGGGUAGGUGAGCUGGUUCUUCCGUCGCUGACAGGCUAAGAUGGGUGCCAAGUUGAAAGCCAUUCUGGUGUCUCUUUUUCUUUCAUCUCUUUUGUUCUCUCUGGUCACUUCUGCAUCCAGCAAUGGGUUGUAUAGAAUUGGACUGAAAAAGAUGAAAUUGGAUCGAAAUAACCGUCUUGCUGCACAACUCGAGUCCAAGGAUGGAGAACCAUUAAAAGCUUCUAUUAGGAAGUAUCUUCGUGGUAAUCUUGGAGAUUCUGAGGAUACUGAUAUGGUAGCAUUGAAGAACUACAUGGAUGCACAAUACUUUGGUGAAAUUAGUAUUGGGACUCCCCCUCAAAAAUUUACUGUAAUUUUUGACACGGGUAGCUCUAAUCUAUGGGUGCCAUCAUCUAAGUGUUAUUUCUCAAUUGCUUGUUUUUUCCAUUCCAAGUACAAGUCGAGCCAGUCAACUACGUAUAGGAAAGAUGGGAGAUCUGCUUCCAUUCACUAUGGCACUGGAGCAAUUUCUGGUUUCUUUAGCCGAGAUAGUGUUAAAGUUGGUGAUGUAUUUGUAAAGAAUCAGGAAUUUAUUGAGGCUACUAGAGAGCCUAGCGUCACUUUUUUGGUGGCCAAGUUUGAUGGUAUACUUGGACUUGGAUUUCAAGAGAUUUCUGUUGGAAAUGCUGUCCCAGUGUGGUACAACAUGGUUAAACAAGGCCUCAUUAAAGAUCCAGUAUUUUCAUUUUGGCUCAACCGCAAUGCAGAUGAAGAUGAAGGGGGUGAAAUUGUUUUUGGUGGGGUUGAUCCUAAUCACUUUAAGGGCAAGCACACUUAUGUACCUGUGACAAAGAAAGGCUAUUGGCAGUUUCAAAUGGGUGAUGUUCUUAUUGGUGACAAAGAGACUGGAUACUGCUCUGGUGGUUGUUCAGCAAUUGCUGAUUCAGGAACUUCAUUGUUGGCUGGUCCAACGCCUGUGAUUACCAUGAUAAAUCAUGCCAUUGGAGCCUCUGGAGUUGUUAGCCAGGAAUGCAAGGCAGUGGUGCAACAGUAUGGGCAAACAAUUUUGGAUCUGCUACUGUCUGAGGCACAACCAAAGAAGAUCUGCUCCCAAAUUGGAUUAUGCACUUUUGAUGGAACUCGUGGUGUUAGUAUGGGAAUUGAAAGUGUCGUGGAUGAGAAGAACAGUGGCAAAUCAUCUCCCGAUCUACGGGACACUAUGUGCUCUGCUUGUGAGAUGACGGUUGCCUGGAUGCAAAGCCAGCUUAGGCAGAAUCAGACACAGGAUCGUAUAUUGCAAUACAUCAAUGAGCUUUGUGAUCGGAUGCCGAGCCCAAUGGGAGAAUCUGCUGUUGACUGUGAAAGUCUGUCUUCCAUGCCUAGUGUUUCCUUUACCAUUGGUGGUAAAACUUUUGACCUCUCUCCGGAGGAGUACGUCCUCAAAGUUGGCGAAGGGCCUGUGGCUCAGUGCAUCAGUGGCUUCACUGCUCUGGAUGUUCCUCCUCCUCGCGGACCUCUCUGGAUCCUGGGAGACGUCUUCAUGGGUCGCUAUCACACUGUUUUCGAUUAUGGUAAGCUCAGAGUUGGAUUUGCAGAAGCAGCAUAAAUGAGGCGAGCUCGGCUCCUCUUUAUGCUAGUAUCUAUACCUGCUAGUAUUCGGGCAAAAUACAAACAUAAUAGAGGUGGUCAUGUGGAGUGAUUCUAAAAGUGAGGACCUCUGGCCUUGAACAAUACUCAUGCAUGUAAAUAUUGCUGUGCUUGACCUCGUGUUUCAAUCCAAGGAUUCAUUAGUAGUGCCUGCUUUAUUCACAUUCACUGGGUUUUAUCAUACGCUUGCUGUGUGUUGCUAGAUUAAAACAUUACUAAAUACAGGUGCGGUUUGCUUGGAGAAAUAAUUUAAGUAAAUGUAAGAUGUUUAUUUUGUGGGA